CCCCCAUUAAUAUCCCUUUGUGCAAAGAGAAGGAAGAAAGAGAGAUCCUUCGUCACGAAAGCAAUGCUUUUGCUCUGAAAUAAGCGCGCUCUCCCUCCUCUCGGUUUCUCUCUCUUGGCUUUCUCUCUCAUCAAAUCAAUGGAGGUUUCAGGUAGGGAGUCUUGCAGGGAUCAGAAGCCCCCGUCUCCUUCAACCUCGCCCAACAGCAGCUCGACAAGCAGCACGAGCUCCAAUAAUGGAGCUCAUCCAUCAGCAUCCCUCCCUCCCCUAACUCCCAAAUCAAACCCGAACCCGAACCCUAACCCUAACCCGUACCCGACGACCUUCAUCCAAGCCGACACCCAAUCCUUCAAACAAGUCGUCCAAAUGCUCACCGGAUCCGCAGAGCUCCGGCAGGUGGAGAUUCUGUCUCCGAGCGUCCUCGAUUUCCCCAAGCUCAUGCUGAGUCCCGUCACUCCUUUGAGCCCUGACCCUUUCAACAGGUCGCCGGUGAGCUCGAAUUUGGGGAUCUCGGUCUCGCCGGAGGAUCGAGCGAUCGCUGAGAAAGGGUAUUAUUUGCAUCCGUCGCCGAGGCAGGCGACGCCGAGGGACGCCGAACCGCCCAAGCUUCUGCCUCUGUUUCCGUUGACUUCGCCGAGGAUGGAGUCCGCCGGCGGUCAAUCGACUGUAUGAGGUGCGAUUGGUUCUGCAGUUAAUUAUUGAGAAGUUAAAUGAGGUUUUCGAUUAGAUCUUGUGAUCGGCCAAGUCUUGUACGUACAAUUAUCAUCUAUAUGAUAACGCUGCUUAAUGUUGUUUAUUUCUGACUAUUUUUUUUUUUUGGGAAUUUGGCUUAAUUAGCAUUUUAAUACCCUGGAAUUUUACUCUCUUUAAA
This is a messenger RNA of Asparagus officinalis (garden asparagus), 871 nucleotides long. RefSeq names its product VQ motif-containing protein 33-like. NCBI's taxonomy places the organism in Eukaryota, Viridiplantae, Streptophyta, Magnoliopsida, Asparagales, Asparagaceae. The record is from RefSeq and is a predicted model, not a curated record.